This is a messenger RNA of Lasiodiplodia theobromae, 1725 nucleotides long. RefSeq names its product Actin-binding protein. The record is from RefSeq and is a predicted model, not a curated record. NCBI's taxonomy places the organism in Eukaryota, Fungi, Ascomycota, Dothideomycetes, Botryosphaeriales, Botryosphaeriaceae. Bases 1 to 1725 code for a protein of 574 amino acids. Gene Ontology annotation, molecular function: actin filament binding. Gene Ontology annotation, biological process: actin filament organization. The transcript has 8 exons.
AUGUCUGGCCGUUUCGAACAAUGCUACGACAACCUCAGACUGUCUAAGAAUGCCUGGGACAGCAACAUCAUCAAGGCCAACCCCAAGUACCUCGCGGUCAACUAUGAGUCUGGCGGUGGAGGCGCCUUUGUUGUCAUCCCCGUCGACGAGCGCGGCAAGCUGCCCGACAUCCUUCCCCUGUUCCGCGGCCACACCGGCCCCGUUCUCGAUACCGACUGGAACCCCUUCAAUGACGACGUGAUCGCUUCCGCGUCCGACGACGGCAAGGUUUUCCUCUGGAAGGUGCCCGAGAACUUCUCUCUCCACACCGAUGCCGAGGAGCCGGCAGAUGUCGCUCCCGUAGCCAAAUUCGCCGGCCACACUAGGAAGGUCGGACACGUCCUUUGGAACCCCUCCGCCGAGAACGUCCUCGCCAGCUCCUCGGGCGACUACCUUGUCAAGAUCUGGGAUGUCGAGCACGGUCAGCCCAAGCUAACCCUCAAGCACGCCGACAUGGUCCAGUCCCUUUCCUUCAGCGCCAAUGGCUCCUUGCUCGUCACCACUAGCCGCGACAAGAAGCUCCGCAUCUGGGAUGUGCGCCAGGAGAAGCCCGCUCACGAGGGUGCGGGUCACAGUGGUGCUAAGAACAGCCGUGCUGUCUGGAUGGGCGAGCACGACAGGGUUGCCACCACUGGUUUCUCCAAGAUGAGUGACCGUCAGCUGGGUCUGUGGGAUAUCAGAGCCGCAAGGGAGCCGCUGAACGGUUUCGAGAUUCUUGACUCCAUUUCCGGUGUUUGCAUGCCUUUCUGGGAUGACGGUACCAACAUGCUGUAUCUUGCUGGCAAGGGUGAUGGCAACAUCCGGUACUUCGAGUACGAGCACGACAAGUUCGAGUUCGUCUCCGAGUACAAGUCCGUCGAUCCCCAGCGUGGUGUUGCUUUUAUGCCUAAGCGCGGUGUCAACCUUCACGACAACGAGGUUGCUCGUGCAUACAAGACCGUAAACGACAACUACAUCGAGCCCAUUUCCUUCAUCGUCCCCAGGCGCUCCGAGGUUUUCCAGGGCGAUAUCUAUCCUCCCGCCACUGGUCUCAAGCCUGGCAUGUCCGCCGCCGAGUUCUGGGAUGGCAAGGAAGCUGUUCCUCCCAAGUUCUCGCUGGAGGCCGUUUACGAGGGCUCGGCACCUGUGGAGGUUGCGUCCGAGUACAAGCCCUCCCCAGCCCCUGCCCCUGCCCCCACACCGAAGGCAGAGCCCGAGCCGACUCCCGCCCCCGUCUCUCGCGCCCCGCCCCCUUCUGUCAACGACAACAAGGCCUCGAUGGCAGACGCGGCCUCCAAGUUUGCUGACAAGGAUGAGGCCGAGUCCGCUGACGAGGACUCCAGCUUCGAGGAGAUCCAGAAGCCUGCGGAGCGCCAAUCUUUCACCGCGGCCCGCCAGGAGGAGAAGGUCCGUGGCCCCGAGCCUACCAAGGCUCCCGAACCGGAACCCGUCAAGGAGACCCCCCGCUCUGCAUCCACCUCGUCGACCACGGCAAGCAGCGCAGCAGCGGGUAUUAAGGAUUACUUGGCCGAGAUCAAGUCGAUGCUGGAGAGCCAGAACACUCAGAUGGCGAGCCAGAUGGAGCAGAUCAACCAUCUCACCGCCGAGGUCAACCUACUGAAGACGAAGGUUGCCGACAUCACCAGCGGUGAGAAGGACGAGAAGAUCAGGCAACUGGAGCUCGAGCUUGAGGAGGCUCGCUCAUGA